Fimicolochytrium jonesii is the source of this 3482-nucleotide messenger RNA. RefSeq names its product chitin synthase-domain-containing protein. The record is from RefSeq and is a predicted model, not a curated record. Bases 419 to 3115 code for a protein of 898 amino acids. The transcript has 6 exons. NCBI's taxonomy places the organism in Eukaryota, Fungi, Chytridiomycota, Chytridiomycetes, Spizellomycetales, Powellomycetaceae. Gene Ontology annotation, molecular function: chitin synthase activity. Gene Ontology annotation, cellular component: cell periphery; cell septum.
AACAAAAUUGCUGAUCGUCCCCAUAUUUGAUUCCAAACAAGCACGGACUCCGCUUUGGUUGUUCCCGGCCCGUUUCACCUGCCGUUGCAGGUUCAAAAUAGACGGACUCCCAUCUCGAAGGCUCCUGCGGGCAGCACUAUUGUUGCGUCGGGGGUUGUACUCGUCGCCAGCUGCCAUAUUACUUCUGCUCGACAUUACGACCGACCAGCUUGUUCGGGAUUUUGUACGCAUUCUCGAGUCAUCCGAACAUCUUACCUCCUGCAAGCGUUUUGGAGAUUACUUCUGGACGGUUCAAGUGAUUGGAAGUCGCUCUCGAUUGGCCGGCCCAUCGAACGACUGUAUAUACGACUGUAUCAUACAAAACCGUCCUUAGACUUUCGGUGACUUCGUCUAGAGUGGCGCAUUUCUUCCCGCCACAAUGUCCUACGACCAGCAAUACGGGCGGGGCGCACCUUCGGCUCCUCCUCGCAGCUACACGCAGGGGACUUCUGGGUCGUCCAGUGCGGGUGGAUACCGGAACAACCAGCAGUAUGCUCAGCAACCGCCACGGCAGCAAAUGCCGCAAGUUCCCGCGCGGAGCAACUCCCAGCCGUAUCAAAUGCAACCGAGCCCCCCGCCGCAAGCGCAAUUUCCGUCUCCACGCCCUUACGGUGGGAGCGAGCGGUCAUACACUGGUUCGGCUUCGGCUUCCGGCCGGAGUCAAGCAGGCUCUGCGCACCCUCUUAGCCCUCAUGUGCCGCCGCAGGCCGGACCGGCCUACAAUGAUCCUCGCGCAUUCGGAUCUCCCAAUGGGUUCCUCGGUCAGAACCCAAAUGCUCCCGGCAUGGGCGGCUAUGCCCCGAUCGACUAUCUGCCACGUAAGAAAACCGUGCGCAAGAUCCCACUGACUCCACAAGGAAACUUGGUGGUGGACAUUCCCGUCUCGGACAAAGUGUUGAGCAAUGGCAAACACCGCCAAGAGGAGGAGUUUUCCCACAUGCGAUACACUGCCGUGACCUGCACGGCAGAUGAGUUUUCCACCAAGGGUUACAGCCUGCGUCAGCAAGAAUACGGCCGUCACACGGAAAUUUUUAUCGUCGUUACCAUGUACAACGAGGAUGAUUUCCUUUUCUGCAAGUCCAUGCAGGCGAUUAUGAAGAACAUUGCCCACUUGUGCACUCGUUCCCGGUCCAAGACUUGGGGAAACGAGGGCUGGAAGAAGGUCGUGGUCUGCAUUGUGUCGGAUGGUCGUACAAAGGUCAACCGACGUGUGUUGGAUGUGCUAGGUCUCAUGGGAGUCUACCAGGAUGGAGUCAUGAAGGAUCACGUCAACGAGAAGCCUGUCACGGCUCAUUUGUUUGAGUACACCACGCAGGUUGCUGUGGAUCCGCAGCUGAAUAUUAAGGGUUACGACAAGGGUUUUGUGCCGGUCCAGAUUCUGUUUUGCUUGAAGGAGAAGAACGCCAAGAAGAUCAACUCGCACAGGUGGUUCUUCAGCGCCUUCGGACCGCUCAUCAAGCCCAACAUCUGCAUGCUUAUCGACGUCGGAACAAAGCCCCAGGAAACCUCUUUAUACCACCUGUGGAAGGCAUUCGACCGAAACCCCUCCGUGGCAGGGGCUUGCGGUGAAAUCUACGCCGAGCUCGGCACCGGCUGCAGCAAUCUUCUCAACCCCCUGGUCGCCGCGCAGAACUUCGAGUACAAGAUGUCCAACAUCCUCGACAAGCCUCUCGAAUCCGUCUGCGGUUACAUUUCGGUGCUUCCCGGAGCUUUCUCUGCAUAUCGGUACAUUGCUCUUCAAGGCAAACCCUUGUCGCAGUACUUCAAGGGCGAGACGAUGCACGGCGGAGCUUCCGUGUCGACCGCCAACAUGUACUUGGCGGAGGAUCGUAUCCUAUGUUUUGAGCUCGUGACAAAAAAGGAUCAGGCGUGGGUGCUGAAGUACGUCAAGUCGGCCAAGGCCGAAACGGACGUUCCCGACAAUGUUCCCGAGUUUAUCUCCCAACGUCGUCGUUGGUUGAACGGGAGUUUCUUUGCUGGUGUGCACGCGCUGCAGCAUUGGUACCACAUCUUCAAGAGUGGUCACAAUAUCGGACGCAAAAUGCUGCUGUUGCUCGAGUUCCAGUACAAUGCUAUUAUGACCCUCUUCAACUGGUUCGGUUUGUCAUUCUUCUACCUCACCUUCUACUUCCUGGCGCAAACCACCCAACCCACCGAAACCACCUCCGGGCAGAAAAACUGUGACGGACUUUUCGGAUGUUACGGGACCGACAUCUUCGCUAUCCUCCGCCAAGUCUACAUCGCCGCCAUCGUCACCUGCUUCAUCUCAGCCAUGGGCAACCGGCCACAAGGCUCACGUUGGAUUUACAUCGGAUGCAUGGUCCUGUUUGCUCUCAUCAUGGGCAUCAUGCUCUUCUUCUGUGGAUACAGCGUCUACACUGCAGUGGAUAGUGCAUUCGCGUCACGCACUGUAAAGGGGUGGACUGACAUCAAGGGGGUCCUGAUGAUUCCGCGAUUGAGGGAUAUCGCCUUGUCGCUGGCCGCGACGUAUGGCCUGUACCUGAUCUCCAGUUGCAUGUUUUUGGAGCCGUGGCAUCUGGUCACGUCGUUCUUGCAGUACCUUGCGCUUAUGCCCAGUUUCAUCAACAUUCUGAUGAUCUAUGCAUUCGCCAACCUGCACGACGUGUCCUGGGGAACCAAAGGCGACAAUUCCGCAGCCACAGAUCUCGGCGCCGUAACCUCCUCCAAAUCCAAAGACGGCACGCACGUGGUUUCCGUCGAGAUGCCCAGCGAACGCACCGACAUCAACGCAUCCUACGACAAGUUUCUCAAAUCGCUCGCGCAGCCGCGGCCAGACGGCAAGCAGAAGCGUGACGCAAAGACGAAGCAGGAGGAUCAUUUUAAGCAGUACCGAACGAAUUUACUGCUGUCGUGGAUGUUUAGCAAUGCGUUGGUUAUUAUCGUGUUGACUACGCCCGCGCUGGCGGGCAAGGUGAUGACGGGGUUAGGCGUUACUCAGCGGCAGGAGGACUUCAACCCGUUUUUGAAGUUCACAUUCUACUCCGUCCUGGGCAUCUCCUUCGUCCGCUUCUUGGGAGCAACGGCGUACCUGGUCAACCGCGCCAUCUGCGGUUAAAAGACCGGACACAUUAGACGGCGUAAAAGGACAAACCCCAGCACCCUUUUGGGGACCAGUCAUUGUAAAUAUAGAACAAAUCACCGGGACUCUUCCUCCGUUCCCUCGUCUGUUUCCCGGUUUUGCUGAGGCUAGAGCGAUAUACAGUACCCCUCUGUGACACUUUGAACACUUUUGUUUUAUGUUCGGGUUUUGCUUGAUAGACUUCUCCCUUUUUUGCUGUCACGUUUUUCUGUAUGUAUAUAAGUAACUAAACACUGUCAGCGGUAAAGAGGAAAGAGGUAAACCAUCCGUCGAGCGGUGUACUUCUUCUUCACCUUCCAUUCUGAGCUUCUCUCAGUCCUCUACCGCCUCGUCGGCCCUCUUG